UCGAAAUGAUUCAGAUGGAGUUAGUUAUCUUGGUCCUGUGUUAGUAGUCGCUGUUUCUCCAAUCCGUGAGAAAUAUUUUGCCUAUGUUAGACCUGAAGACCCGCUGACAGGGACGAUGAUUUUCUGCGGCAAUAAAUAG
Messenger RNA from Scutellospora calospora, 139 nucleotides. NCBI's taxonomy places the organism in Eukaryota, Fungi, Glomeromycota, Glomeromycetes, Diversisporales, Gigasporaceae. The record is from the annotation of a GenBank genome assembly.